This is a messenger RNA of Empidonax traillii (willow flycatcher), 901 nucleotides long. RefSeq lists its product as uncharacterized. Gene Ontology annotation, molecular function: ubiquitin protein ligase activity. Gene Ontology annotation, biological process: ubiquitin-dependent protein catabolic process. NCBI's taxonomy places the organism in Eukaryota, Metazoa, Chordata, Aves, Passeriformes, Tyrannidae. The transcript has 2 exons. The record is from RefSeq and is a predicted model, not a curated record. The annotation marks the transcript as partial.
AUGAAGAUGGAGGCAGUGGGAAAAGCAGAACUUGUUGAUUCAGAACUUCCACCAAAGACUUCUGAAAAGCAAGAGACUGCUCCUCAUGAAUGUGGAUCUAUAGAACUUGGGACACAAACUCAGAAAGACAAUGUGCACACUGCAGCAGACUCUGUGGUGCUCUCUUCAAUGCCUUGCUUACUGAUGGAACUGAGGCGAGACUCUUCAGAGUUUCAACUGGCAUCUACAGAGAGUGAUAAGCCAACGGAUGGUCGAGUUUAUGAGAGUGACUCUUCUAACCAUUGCAUGCUUUCGCCUUCUUCCAGUGGGCAUUUGGCUGACUCUGAUACAUUGUCUUCCACAGAAGAGAAUGAACCUUGUCAAGCUCAAGCUGCUGUAGGGGGACACCUUUCUGCAGUGUCUGGUGCUGCAGUUGGGAGGAAAUCCAGGAGAUCCAGGUCUGAAAGUGAAACUUCAACAAUGGCUGCCAAGAAAAACAGACAGUCUAGUAAUAAACAGAAUGGUAGAAUUACCAAAGCAAAGGGUCAUCGAAGCCAAAAGCACAAAGAAAGAAUCCGGCUCUUGAGACAGAAACGGGAGGCAGCUGCUCGCAAGAAGUACAACCUGCUGCAGGACAGCAGUACCAGUGAUAGUGACCUGACGUGUGACUCAAGCACGGGUUCAUCAGAUGAUGAUGAAGUUUCAAGGAGCAGCAAGACAAUCACUGCAGAGAUACCAGAUGGACCUCCAGUUGUAGCUCACUAUGAUAUAUCAGACACAAACUCAGACCCAGAAGUGGUAAAUGUGGACCAUCUGUUGGCAGCUGCAGUAGUUCAAGAGCACAAUAAUUCUUUAGGAAAUCAAGACUCAGUAUCUACCUGGAGAACCAGAGGACUGCUAGAUGAACUGAGUGCUGAUACAG